ACAAACAGUGGGCACUACCACUGAAACCACUUACCCACCCACUUCCACCAAUACAUUCACCAUAUCCACAACUCCUCUACCACCUUCGUCCACUGCAGCCACAACAGAAACAAGCGAGGUGACCUCUGCAAUGUCCAAUGCAACAUCCGUGCAGACGUCUACAUUUGCUCCUACCACGGACACCUCUACAGACACUACGGAAUUUACCUCUACUUCCCCGGCGACUUCACCAGUCACUCCCAUGAGUACAGUUCAUUCUUCCACGACCACCACCCCUGCUCCUAUGGCCACCAACAUAGUAACAUUACCCACACACACGCUUUUGUCUUCUUCACCUGUCCCAAGUACUGAAACAGUCAGCAGUGAGACUACAAACACUACCCUGACGCCCUCUAUGACUACUAAACUCCUUACCACUGAUGCCAUAUCUAUACCUACAUCUGAGACGACAGGCUCUAAUACUCCAAGUAAUACUGUCUCCGAUCCCACAACUGAAAUCACAUCUGAGAUCAUUACCACUGAUGCAACUACAACCUUCAUAGCACCCACUUCUACAACUUUUCCAACUACACAAACAGCCAGGUCCACUACCACAGACUCUGUAACAACACCCACUCUGACAACCACACACAGGACAUCAGGUGCCACUUUCACACACACCCUGUCCACAGAGAGCACAGCCACAUCAGCAAUCAGCUCCUCUGCAACUACCUCUGGUACUGAAGAGACAUCAACUAAUACACCGUCAUCUCUUACUAGCAGCACGACUACAGCAACACCUACUACAAUCACCCUCUCACCUAUGGUUACCACAGGUACAUUUAAUACGACAGCCAGCACCUCAGCGCACACUGUCAGCAGUGCAUCAGGAACCUCCACAACUAUCAUUCCACCUUCCUCCACUCACCAAAACACGGAAACAACAUUCGGUGUUACCACAUCAUCUUCCACAAGGCCCACUGUGAUCACUUCACCUCCAAUUACUGAAAGCACCCCUACACUUCCUGUCACUAGGACAAUUCCUGUUACCGCUGACAUCUCCACUUCGACAUUUACCAGCAGUACAUGGACAACUCCCACAGAGAGUGUCUACACAUCUCCAACCAGCACACAAACAGUGGGCACUACAGCUGAAACCACCUUGUUACCCACUUCCACCAAUACAUUCACAACAUCCACAACUCCAUUACCACCUUCAUCCACUGCAGCCACAACAGAAAUAAGCAAGUUGACCGUCACAACAUCUAAUUCAAUAUCUGUGCAGACAUCUACACUUACUCCUACCACGGACACCUCUAUAGACACUCUCAUUACGGAAUUUACCUCUACUUCCCUGGCCACUUCAUCAGUCACUCCCACAAGUACAGUCCAUUCUUCCACGCCUACCACCCCUGCUGCCAUGACCACCGAUACAGUAACAUCACCCAGACACAUGCUUUCGUCUUCUUCACCGGUCUUAAGUACAGAAGCAGUCAGCAGUGAGACUACAAACACUGCCCCGACGUCCUCCAUGACUACCACACUCCUUACCACUGAUGCCAUAUCUACUCCUAAAUCUGAGCCCACAGGCUCUAACUCUCCAAGUAGUACUGUCACCACUCCCACAACUGAAAGCACAUCUGCGAUCACUACCACUGAUGUAUCAACAGCUACUACAUUCAUCACACCCACGUCUCCAACUUUCCCAGCUACACAAACAGCCAGUUCCACUACCACAGACUCUGUAACAACACCCACUCUGACGAACACGCACAGGACAUCAGGUGUCACUUACACACGCACCCUCUCCACAGACAGGACAUCCACAUUGACUAUCAACUCAUCUGCCACCACCUCUGGUACCGAGGGCACAUCAACAAAUAUACCUCCAUCAUCUCUUAGUACUGGCAUGACUACAGCAACACCUACAACAGUCACCCUCUCACCCACGGUUACCACAGAUACAUUUAGUAUGACAGCCAUCACUGCAACGGACACUGUUAGGACUACAUCAGGAACCCCCACAAAUAUCAUUGCAUCUUCCUCCACUCACCAAAACACAGAAACAACAUUCAGUUUUACCACAUCGUCUUCCUUAAUGCCCACGAUGACCACUUUGCCUGCAAGUACGGAAAGCACCUCUACACGUCCCGUCACUACGACCAUUCCUACUACGUCUGCUGCCUCCACUUCAACGUUUCCAAGUAGUACGUGGACAACUCCCACAGAGAGUGCCUACAAGUCUCUAACCAGCACACAAACAGUGGGCACUACCACUGAAACCACUUACCCACCCACUUCCACCAAUACAUUCACCAUAUCCACAACUCCUCUACCACCUUCGUCCACUGCAGCCACAACAGAAACAAGCGAGGUGACCUCUGCAAUGUCCAAUGCAACAUCCGUGCAGACGUCUACAUUUGCUCCUACCACGGACACCUCUACAGACACUACGGAAUUUACCUCUACUUCCCCGGCGACUUCACCAGUCACUCCCAUGAGUACAGUUCAUUCUUCCACGACCACCACCCCUGCUCCUAUGGCCACCAACAUAGUAACAUUACCCACACACACGCUUUUGUCUUCUUCACCUGUCCCAAGUACUGAAACAGUCAGCACUACAAACACUACCCUGACGCCCUCUAUGACUACUAAACUCCUUACCACUGAUGCCAUAUCUAUACCUACAUCUGAGACGACAGGCUCUAAUACUCCAAGUAGUACUGUCUCCAAUCCCACAACUGAAAUCACAUCUGUGAUCAUUACCACUGAUGCAACUACAACCUUCAUCACACCCACUUCUACAACUUUUCCAACUACACAAACAGCCAGGUCCACUACCACAGACUCUGUAACAACACCCACUCUGACAACCACACACAGGACAUCAGGUGCCACUUUCACACACACCCUGUCCACAGAGAGCACAGCCACAUCAGCAAUCAGCUCCUCUGCAACUACCUCUGGUACUGAAGAGACAUCAACUAAUACACCGUCAUCUCUUACUAGCAGCACGACUACAGCAACACCUACUACAAUCACCCUCUCACCUACGGUUACCACAGGUACAUUUAAUACGACAGCCAGCACCUCAGCGCACACUGUCAGCAGUGCAUCAGGAACCUCCACAACUAUCAUUCCACCUUCCUCCACUCACCAAAACACGGAAACAACAUUCGGUGUUACCACAUCAUCUUCCACAAGGCCCACUGUGAUCACUUCACCUCCAAUUACUGAAAGCGCCCCUACACUUCCUGUCACUAGGACAAUUCCUGUUACCGCUGACAUCUCCACUUCGACAUUUACCAGCAGUACAUGGACAACUCCCACAGAGAGUGUCUACACAUCUCCAACCAGCACACAAACAGUGGGCACUACAGCUGAAACCACCUUGUUACCCACUUCCACCAAUACAUUCACAACAUCCACAACUCCAUUACCACCUUCAUCCACUGCAGCCACAACAGAAAUAGGCAAGUUGACCGUCACAACAUCUAAUUCAAUAUCUGUGCAGACAUCUACACUUACUCCUACCACGGACACCUCUAUAGACACUCUCAUUACGGAAUUUACCUCUACUUCCCUGGCCACUUCAUCAGUCACUCCCACAAGUACAGUCCAUUCUUCCACGCCUACCACCCCUGCUGCCAUGACCACCGAUACAGUAACAUCACCCAGACACAUGCUUUCGUCUUCUUCACCGGUCUUAAGUACAGAAGCAGUCAGCAGUGAGACUACAAACACUGCCCCGACGUCCUCCAUGACUACCACACUCCUUACCACUGAUGCCAUAUCUACUCCUAAAUCUGAGCCCACAGGCUCUAACUCUCCAAGUAGUACUGUCACCACUCCCACAACUGAAAGCACAUCUGCGAUCACUACCACUGAUGUAUCAACAGCUACUACAUUCAUCACACCCACGUCUCCAACUUUCCCAGCUACACAAACAGCCAGUUCCACUACCACAGACUCUGUAACAACACCCACUCUGACGAACACGCACAGGACAUCAGGUGUCACUUACACACGCACCCUCUCCACAGACAGGACAUCCACAUUGACUAUCAACUCAUCUGCCACCACCUCUGGUACCGAGGGCACAUCAACAAAUAUACCUCCAUCAUCUCUUAGUACUGGCAUGACUACAGCAACACCUACAACAGUCACCCUCUCACCCACGGUUACCACAGAUACAUUUAGUAUGACAGCCAUCACUGCAACGGACACUGUUAGGACUACAUCAGGAACCCCCACAAAUAUCAUUGCAUCUUCCUCCACUCACCAAAACACAGAAACAACAUUCAGUUUUACCACAUCGUCUUCCUUAAUGCCCACGAUGACCACUUUGCCUGCAAGUACGGAAAGCACCUCUACACGUCCCGUCACUACGACCAUUCCCACUACAUCUGCUGCCUCCACUUCAACGUUUCCAAGCAGUACGUGGACAACUCCCACAGAGAGUGUCUACAAGUCUCCAAGCAGCACACAAACAGUGGGCACUACCACUGAAACCACUUACCCACCCACUUCCACCAAUACAUUCACCAUAUCCACAACUCCUCUACCACCUUCGUCCACUGCAGCCACAACAGAAACAAGCGAGGUGACCUCUGCAAUGUCCAAUGCAACAUCCGUGCAGACGUCUACAUUUGCUCCUACCACGGACACCUCUACAGACACUACGGAAUUUACCUCUACUUCCCCGGCGACUUCACCAGUCACUCCCAUGAGUACAGUUCAUUCUUCCACGACCACCACCCCUGCUCCUAUGGCCACCAACAUAGUAACAUUACCCACACACACGCUUUUGUCUUCUUCACCUGUCCCAAGUACUGAAACAGUCAGCAGUGAGACUACAAACACUACCCUGACGCCCUCUAUGACUACUAAACUCCUUACCACUGAUGCCAUAUCUAUACCUACAUCUGAGACGACAGGCUCUAAUACUCCAAGUAGUACUGUCUCCAAUCCCACAACUGAAAUCACAUCUGUGAUCAUUACCACUGAUGCAACUACAACCUUCAUCACACCCACUUCUACAACUUUUCCAACUACACAAACAGCCAGGUCCACUACCACAGACUCUGUAACAACACCCACUCUGACAACCACACACAGGACAUCAGGUGCCACUUUCACACACACCCUGUCCACAGAGAGCACAGCCACAUCAGCAAUCAGCUCCUCUGCAACUACCUCUGGUACUGAAGAGACAUCAACUAAUACACCGUCAUCUCUUACUAGCAGCACGACUACAGCAACACCUACUACAAUCACCCUCUCACCUACGGUUACCACAGGUACAUUUAAUACGACAGCCAGCACCUCAGCGCACACUGUCAGCAGUGCAUCAGGAACCUCCACAACUAUCAUUCCACCUUCCUCCACUCACCAAAACACGGAAACAACAUUCGGUGUUACCACAUCAUCUUCCACAAGGCCCACUGUGAUCACUUCACCUCCAAUUACUGAAAGCACCCCUACACUUCCUGUCACUAGGACAAUUCCUGUUACCGCUGACAUCUCCACUUCGACAUUUACCAGCAGUACAUGGACAACUCCCACAGAGAGUGUCUACACAUCUCCAACCAGCACACAAACAGUGGGCACUACAGCUGAAACCACCUUGUUACCCACUUCUACCAAUACAUUCACAACAUCCACAACUCCAUUACCACCUUCAUCCACUGCAGCCACAACAGAAAUAGGCAAGUUGACUGUCACAACAUCUAAUUCAAUAUCUGUGCAGACAUCUACACUUACUCCUACCACGGACACCUCUAUAGACACUCUCAUUACGGAAUUUACCUCUACUUCCCUGGCCACUUCAUCAGUCACUCCCACAAGUACAGUCCAUUCUUCCACGCCUACCACCCCUGCUGCCAUGACCACCGGUACAGUAACAUCACCCAGACACAUGCUUUCGUCUUCUUCACCGGUCUUAAGUACAGAAGCAGUCAGCAGUGAGACUACAAACACUGCCCCGACGUCCUCCAUGACUACCACACUCCUUACCACUGAUGCCAUAUCUACUCCUAAAUCUGAGCCCACAGGCUCUAACUCUCCAAGUAGUACUGUCACCACUCCCACAACUGAAAGCACAUCUGCGAUCACUACCACUGAUGUAUCAACAGCUACUACAUUCAUCACACCCACGUCUCCAACUUUCCCAGCUACACAAACAGCCAGUUCCACUACCACAGACUCUGUAACAACACCCACUCUGACGAACACGCACAGGACAUCAGGUGUCACUUACACACGCACCCUCUCCACAGACAGGACAUCCACAUUGACUAUCAACUCAUCUGCCACCACCUCUGGUACCGAGGGCACAUCAACAAAUAUACCUCCAUCAUCUCUUAGUACUGGCAUGACUACAGCAACACCUACAACAGUCACCCUCUCACCCACGGUUACCACAGAUACAUUUAGUAUGACAGCCAUCACUGCAACGGACACUGUUAGGACUACAUCAGGAACCCCCACAAAUAUCAUUGCAUCUUCCUCCACUCACCAAAACACAGAAACAACAUUCAGUUUUACCACAUCGUCUUCCUUAAUGCCCACGAUGACCACUUUGCCUGCAAGUACGGAAAGCACCUCUACACGUCCCAUCACUACGACCAUUCCCACUACAUCUGCUGCCUCCACUUCAACGUUUCCAAGCAGUACGUGGACAACUCCCACAGAGAGUGUCUACAAGUCUCCAAGCAGCACACAAACAGUGGGCACUACCACUGAAACCACUUCCCCACCCACUUCCACCAAUACAUUCACCAUAUCCACAACUCCUCUACCACCUUCGUCCACUGCAGCCACAACAGAAACAAGCGAGGUGACUGCUGCAACGUCCUAUGCAACAUCCGUGCAGACGUCUACAUUUGCUCCUACCACGGACACCUCUACAGACACUACGGAAUUUACCUCUACUUCCCCGGCGACUUCACCAGUCACUCCCAUGAGUACAGUUCAUUCUUCCACGACCACCACCCCUGCUCCUAUGGCCACCAACAUAGUAACAUUACCCACACACACGCUUUUGUCUUCUUCACCUGUCCCAAGUACUGAAACAGUCAGCACUACAAACACUACCCUGACGCCCUCUAUGACUACUAAACUCCUUACCACUGAUGCCAUAUCUAUACCUACAUCUGAGACGACAGGCUCUAAUACUCCAAGUAGUACUGUCUCCAAUCCCACAACUGAAAUCACAUCUGUGAUCAUUACCACUGAUGCAACUACAACCUUCAUCACACCCACUUCUACAACUUUUUCAACUACACAAACAGCCAGGUCCACUACCACAGACUCUGUAACAACACCCACUCUGGCAACCACACACAGGACAUCAGGUGCCACUUUCACACACACCCUGUCCACAGAGAGCACAGCCACAUCAGCAAUCAGCUCCUCUGCAACUACCUCUGGUACUGAAGAGACAUCAACUAAUACACCAUCAUCUCUUACUAGCAGCACGACUACAGCAACACCUACUACAAUCACCCUCUCACCUAUGGUUACCACAGGUACAUUUAAUACGACAGCCAGCACCUCAACGCACACUGUCAGCAGUGCAUCAGGAACCUCCACAACUAUCAUUCCACCUUCCUCCACUCACCAAAACACGGAAACAACAUUCAGUGUUACCACAUCGUCUUCCACAAGGCCCACUGUGAUCACUUCACCUCCAAUUACUGAAAGCACCCCUACACUUCCUGUCACUAGGACUAUUCCUGUUACCGCUGACAUCUCCACUUCGACAUUUACCAGCAACAUCUACACUUACUCCUACCACGGACAUCUCUACAGACACUCUCACUACGGAAUUCACCUCUACCUCCCCGGCCACUUCAUCAGUCACUCCCACAAGUACAGUCCAUUCUUCCACGCCUACCACCCCUGCUGCCAUGACCACCGAUACAGUAACAUCACCCAGACACAUGCUUUCGUCUUCUUCACCGGUCUUAAACAGGACAUCCACAUCGACUAUCAACUCAUCUGCAACUACCUCUGGUACCGAGGGCACAUCAACGAAUAUACCUUCAUCAUCUCUUUGGACAGGCAUGACUACAGCAACACCUACUACAGUCACAUUCUCACUCGCCGUUACCACAGCCACAAUAGAAACAAGCGAGGUGACCGCUGCAACAUCUGA
This is a messenger RNA of Loxodonta africana (African savanna elephant), 8137 nucleotides long. It is a transcript of the gene MUC3A, whose product is annotated as mucin 3A, cell surface associated. The transcript is spliced from 4 exons. The record is from RefSeq and is a predicted model, not a curated record. NCBI's taxonomy places the organism in Eukaryota, Metazoa, Chordata, Mammalia, Proboscidea, Elephantidae. Bases 131 to 8137 code for a protein of 2668 amino acids.